Molecule: messenger RNA, 1281 nt
Organism: Liolophura sinensis
Lineage: Eukaryota; Metazoa; Mollusca; Polyplacophora; Chitonida; Chitonidae
Product: thiosulfate sulfurtransferase-like
Exons: 7
Coding region: 133-1056 (307 amino acids)
Cellular component (GO): mitochondrion
Molecular function (GO): thiosulfate-cyanide sulfurtransferase activity
Source: RefSeq, a predicted model, not a curated record
GAGAAAUCCGAAUCCACCGGACACAGACCCAAAGCCGCCGUACACAUACCUGGAACAACGGGACAGAUACAGGGAGCUGUGAAGCAAAAUGAGCUCCGGGGACGAGUGUUGUCCAGCGCUGGUCACAGCCCAAUGGCUUCACGAACAACUAACCAACAAGAACCAGGACAUCCGGGUCCUGGACACGACAUUCACAGAGAACGGCCCGGGAUGGAGGACUACAAGAUAUGUCAUAUCCCGUCCGCUCGGUACAUCGACCUGAUGAGAUUGUGCCCGGCCCAGAUGCCGUACAUCCCGUCCUCUAUUCCCACCCUACAAGACUUCCAGAAGACCUUGAGGAGCCUGGGAGUGAACGCCGGGUCUCACGUGGUUCUCUAUGAGACUGCCAAGCUCUUACCGUUUGCAGCUCCGAGACUUUGGUGGAUGCUGAAGGCUUUCGGUCACAAGAAGGUGUCUGUUCUAAACGGAGGCUUGAAGGCAUGGCAAGACGCAGGAUUUCCCGUCACAGCCGAAGAAUUGCCCGCUCAGGAAGGGGACAUCUCUCUAACGGUUGACCCAAGCCUUAUGGUUACUUUCGACGAACUAGCGGAAAUCCGUUCGAAGGGAGAUACGCAGAUCUUGGACACACGACCACACGAGAACUAUACGGGCAAAGAAGAGGAGCCCUCUACUUUACUGAAAAUGAUUAUGCCAGCAGUAGGGUUAGAUCCUUCCGCGUUGUCCGACAUCAAAACAGGGACAAUCCCGGGGGCUAAGAACCUGCCUUACCCCUUGAUGUUCGGAAGUGACCUAGUCAGUGUCCGACCUGUCAAUCAACUCCGGGAACUGUUCUCGUGGGCGAGUGUAGACCUUACUAAACCUUUGAUGACCACCUGUUACGUAGGAUACACCGCCUGCAUGGUUGCAAUGGCAGCAUAUCUCUGUGGGAACACUAAAGUGUCCGUAUACUACGGCUCCUGGGUAGAAUAUGGGCAGAGAGCCAGUAAGGAUCAGGUGACUCUUGGACCUCAAGCGGAAGUCGAGCCUCCCUACAAUAUUGUGUUCCCGUCAGCAUAGGACUGCCUUCAAUACACAAUCUGAUGAUCCACCAGCUGAUAUCUGCCCAUCCACCAGCUGAUAUCUGCCGGUCAGGGACACACUAUUUGUUACACCCUGGCUGUUCACAGCUCCUGGUAAAUACUGUCUGAAGACCCCAUGCGUCACUUUGUAAACAAAGAAAUUUCCUCUUUGACUGAUUCUGAAUGUGUAUUUCAACGCAAUAAAAGACAAUAUUGAUUUUUA